Triticum turgidum subsp. durum (durum wheat) is the source of this 678-nucleotide messenger RNA. The record is from the annotation of a GenBank genome assembly. Lineage: Eukaryota; Viridiplantae; Streptophyta; Magnoliopsida; Poales; Poaceae.
AUGGCUUCUCGUCAGGAUCAGGCUAGCUACCACGCCGGGGAGGCCAAGGCCCGCGCCGAGGAGAAGACGGGGUACGUCGUGGGCGCGGCGCAGGACAAGGCGAGGGAGGCCAAGGACACGGCGUCCGACGCCGCGGGCCGUGCCAUGGGCAGGGGCGGCGACGCCAAGGAGGCGACCAAGGAGAAGGCGUACGAGGCCAAGGACGCGGCGUCGGACGCCACCGGCCGCGCCAUGGACAAGGGCCGCGGCGCCGCGGAGGCCACCAAGGAGAAGGGCUGCGAGGCCAAGGACAAGGCCGCCGGCACCGCGCAGCAGACCGGGAGCUACAUCGCCCAGACGGCCGAGGCCGCCAAGCAGAAGGCGGCCGGCGCCGCCCAGUACACCAUCGACACGGCCCGUGCCGGCACCGAGCAGACCGGGAGCUACAUCGAGCAGACGGCCGAGGCCGCCAAGCAGAAGGCCGGCGCGGCCGCGCAGUAUGCCAUGGACACCGCCGUCGCCGGCAAGGACAAGACCGGCAGCCUCCUCGUGCAGGCAGGGGAGACGGUGAAGGGCGCGGCGGUGGGGGCGAAGGACGCCGUGAUGAACACGAUCGGAAUGGGCGGCGGCACCAACGGCAGCACCGACGUCCCCGCCAAGGACACCAGCACGUACAAGCCCGGGACCAGGGAUUACUAA